Messenger RNA from Trichogramma pretiosum, 1980 nucleotides. RefSeq lists its product as uncharacterized. Gene Ontology annotation, cellular component: cytosol. Gene Ontology annotation, molecular function: glycerone kinase activity. The record is from RefSeq and is a predicted model, not a curated record. Gene Ontology annotation, biological process: glycerol catabolic process. The transcript is spliced from 7 exons. Bases 178 to 1980 code for a protein of 600 amino acids. Lineage: Eukaryota; Metazoa; Arthropoda; Insecta; Hymenoptera; Trichogrammatidae.
CAUUGUUUACAAACGUCCCACGCAAGAAAUUAGUGUGAAAAUUAAAGACAUUUGGCUGAGAAAAUCAAGUGCUCUAAGAGGGUUGACUUCGUUUAAAAAAAAAAAAUGUUGCUAACAGUGCCCUAGUUUGUAAAAAUGUUUAUCAAUUGAUAUAAGUAGUAUAGAAUCAAAUAAAAAAUGGAAAACGUGCGUUUCAACGUGGAGGAUGAAGAAAAUAGUUCAAAUCUCGAGAUGGAUGAAGAAAAUAGUUCAAAUAUUAGCUCAAAGAACCUUUACUUGGAUUACCUGCCCAAUUACCAAACUUUAGUACAGAAAGAUUAUCAUCUAUCGAAUAACAAAACAGCAAUCGUUGGAGUUGGUUCAAUGUCAAAUCGAUCUCUAUUUGUUGGUUUUGUGGGCUCAGGUAUGCUUUCUGCAACUGUGCUUGAGGAUUUAAAUUUAUUAUCAUCCCAAAAAAUUUUGGAGAUUUUUAAAAAAAUAAGUGGUCUUGAGAAAAAUGGCAAACCAAAAGCAGAUAUUUUGUUAUUUUUACAAGAAUGGAAAGGAUUUAACUUAGCAAGAUAUCUUCGUGCCAAAUACUUGGCUGACCAGUACAAAAUAUCGAUAAAAGUAAUAUUAGUAGAGAACAGUGACGAGAUAAACUCACAAUCACAUCUAAUGUCUAGUUCUGAUUUAUCCGUACACUCAUUUCAUCCAUGUUGUUUACCAUACCUAUAUAAAAUAUCUGGGGCAAUGGUAGAUGACGGUAAAACUUUGCAAGAAAUUUAUGAUACUUGUAAUGAAAUAAUAGUAAAAGAUGUAAUAUUUGGAAUGUUAAGUUCAAUUUCCCAAAAGGAAGCUAACAGGAAAAGUAUAGAAAUAGCCUUUCACAGAGGAAGUAUACACAAGUGUCUUUCUUACCAUGAAGAUUUUAUUCUAGAGGAAAUCGUAUCAGAAAUGUGUGAACAAUUUUUAGUUCCUGAUUUAUUUGAACAGAAUUUAGAAAGUAAAAAGUUAGCUCUGGUACUCAGUUGUUCAAAAGAUUUUGAUGUAUGUGAGACAAAAAUUAUCACAAAUAAAUUGGUCGAACACGUUAACAGAUUAAAGAUUUCAGUUGAAUUUGUUUUAUAUCAUCCACUUCCUGAUUGGGAAAAAUGUUGUGGAUUCAAUGUAAUUUGUUGGAAUUUAUCAGACAAUCCAUUCUUUGUGAAUUAUUUGAAAAAACCAACAUCAGCUCAUUUUUGGGUCAAUGCUUCUAGUGAAGUUAAGAAUGAAAGUUUAAAAAGUGAAUUAUACAACUUUAAAGAUCAAAUUGAAGUAGAAGUUACUUCAGUCGCAGUAGAUUUUGCAUGCGAAGCCUUGAUCGCUUGCGCUUCAAAUAUAGAUAAACUAGAUUUGAUGGAAGGAGAAACGAAUAAAUGUGGAACACGAUUAGCUACGAUUGCUAAGACACUUCAGAAAUCUAUAAAGGAAAAAUCAUUCGAGCCAGCUGAUUCGGCCGUAAUUAUAGACGAAAUAGCUCGGAUAUUCGCAGCAAGCGUGACGACGCAAGAUCAGCUAUACGCCAAGUUUUUCCGAGGCAUGAGCAACAACCUUAUGAAGUAUAAAAAUCAUUCGAAAAUCAAAAAAUGGGUGAAGUCAUUCAGCGAAGCCGUUGAGCAACUCCCAUUCAAGGAGAUACACGAGUUCGAGUUUAUUCGAGUUUUGAAAAUGGCCAGAGAAAAAUUGUUGGAACUUGACACGAACCCGGAGGCGAAUUUGAUGUUUGCAUUGGAGGGAGCGGUCGAAGCGGUUCAAUCUCGGACGGCUAACGUAGACGUCAAGAUUGGAGGAUAUUUAGGUUUGGCUGAUUCUCACGCGAUCGGCAUCUGGAUGCGAGGCGCUUUGGAAGGAUUCAAGCAGCAGUACGCGCAGUCCACCUUUCGGGUCAGCCAAAAGCGUACACACGAUCACUCGGACGAUCAGCCGACAGGGCAGGAGAAAGUAAUAAAACUAGAUUGA